AUGUCUUUCUCAUUCAAUCCGAAACUGUUCUCAAUCCUUCUGUUCUACAUACUUGGCUUCCUUAUCUUUGCACCUGCUGAAACAGCCUCAACUUUCAGCCAUUACAACUGCACAAGCAUGAAUACAUAUGCUCGCAAUAGCACUUACCAAUUCAACAUAAACACACUCUUAACUGCACUUUCAUCCAAAGCUUCUGCCAGCACCAACCAAGGUUUCUACAACACCACAAUCAGUGGAAUAAACACUUCAGACACUAUAUAUGGACUCUUCAUGUGCACAGGAUACAUAGAACUCUGUGGAGAAUGUGUUAGGAACUCCAUCAAGACACUUGCCUCAAGGUGUGCCUUCAAUAAAGAAGCUAUAAUGUGGUCAGAUGAAUGCAUGGUUCGCUACUCAAACAGGUCUUUCUUCAACACUAUGGAGGAAAAGCCAUCAUCAUGUGUGCAGAACAAGGAAGAUUAUCGAGGGGUAUUGGAAAGCUUCAACAAAGUGUUAAGAUCCUUGAUGGAAGAUCUUCUAACUCAAGCAAGUGAAGCUCCAAUGGGUUCUAAUAAAUUUGCUUUCAAGAAAGAAAUGAUCUCAGAGGACAAAUUCUUGUUUGGCCUUGCUCAGUGCAUCCCCAACCUCUCCAAGGACAAUUGCAGGCAGUGCCUUGGGGAUGCCAUGGCUUAUCUUCAAACUUCAUGUGCUAGAGGCAAGAUAGGAGGAAGAGUUUUGUAUCCAAGUUGUAUUGUUAGAUAUGAUCCUUAUCUAUUUCAUCCCCUUCUUCUACCUAUAGGCAAAAAAAGGAACCUUGGAGCAUUGGCAACUACCAUAAUUUUUCAUGCACUUGUUCCAGUUAUGAAUGAUUUUUUAAUUUUAAACUUUUUUGGUGUAGUUGGGGAAGAGAUUACAACAGAAAUGAACUCUUUGCAAUUUGAUUUUCGUAGUAUUCAAGAAGCAACAAACAAGUUUUCUGUUGAAAACAAGAUAGGGGAAGGUGGUUUUGGAUCAGUAUAUUGGGGUAUGCUUCCUAAUAAUGGACAAGAAAUAGCGGUGAAGAGGCUCACAAGAAAUUCAAGUCAAGGAGCAACAGAAUUUAAGAAUGAGGUUUUGCUAAUAGCCAAGCUUCAACACAGAAAUCUUGUGAGACUGUUGGGAUUUUGCAUGGAAAGGGAUGAGAAGAUACUCAUUUAUGAAUUUGUGCACAACAAAAGCCUUGAUUACUACCUAUUCAGUCGCGAAAACCAUAGAAAAUUAACUUGGCCUGAACGUUACAAGAUCAUAAGAGGAAUAGCCCGAGGUAUUCUUUAUCUGCAUGAGGAUUCUCAUCUCAAAAUCAUACACCGCGAUCUUAAACCUAGCAACAUUUUGUUAGAUAGCAAAAUGAAUGCAAAGAUAUCAGAUUUUGGCUUGGCAAGGAUUAUUGGCAUUGAUCAAAUGCAAGGAAAUACUAGUAUAAUUGCUGGGACAUAUGGCUACAUGUCUCCAGAAUAUGCAAUGCUUGGCCAAUUUUCUGUUAAAUCUGAUGUGUUCAGCUUUGGUGUCAUAAUUCUCGAGAUUGUUACUGGCAAAAGAAAUGUAGACUUUAACGGAGUAGAUUCUAUUGUUGACCUGCUGAGCCAUGCUUGGAAGAAGUGGAGGGAUGGUAAGAUCUUGGAAUUGUUGGAUCCCACAUUAGCACACAUGUUUUUUGAAACAGAAGUGAAUAGGUGCAUACAAAUUGGUCUACUAUGUGUGCAAGAAAACCCACAACAGAGGCCUACUAUGGCAACAAUUGCUUUGUAUUUUAAUUGUGAUGCAAUGGAUCUGCCAUUACCUAAAGAGCCAGCAUUUUUCAUGCAUGGAAGCACAGAAUCAAGGAUGACUAAGAAGGAAUUUGACGACCUAGGAGUUAUUUAA
Gastrolobium bilobum is the source of this 1881-nucleotide messenger RNA. RefSeq names its product cysteine-rich receptor-like protein kinase 25. NCBI's taxonomy places the organism in Eukaryota, Viridiplantae, Streptophyta, Magnoliopsida, Fabales, Fabaceae. The record is from RefSeq and is a predicted model, not a curated record. Gene Ontology annotation, molecular function: ATP binding; protein kinase activity. Gene Ontology annotation, biological process: protein phosphorylation. The coding region runs from base 1 to 1881 and encodes 626 amino acids. The transcript has 7 exons.